GCUCGCACGAUAAUAAUAUUUUGGUGCCAGCAUUUCCAGCCAGCGGAUGCGCUUGCCUGCAGCAGCCCUCGUGCAGUUCGGAAAGCGCUUUUCCUACCCCGUGCAGCAGAAGUUUGACUGCUCGGAAAAACUGGUUUAGUCGAGUAUACGCAUCGGUCGCGCUCGGUCGUGCCCAACACGCAGUCGUGCUCGUCGUCGUCGUGGUGGUGUUGGUGUUGGUAGUGUGUGCGCGCGUCUUCCAGCAAACAGCCCCUUUCCGUUCGUCGUCGUCGUUGUUGUUGUUGUUGUUGUUAGUGCGCUACUAUCGAUUGUUCCGCGGGGUGAGUUUUCGCGUGCCCCGUUGGGUGUACGGUACCCCCAUCCCGUCCCGUUCGGUUAAUCGGCAGUGAAGUGUCGAGCCCCCUCCCGAGAGGUGCCAGUUGCUGGUGCCAUGUGAAGAAUGUGGUGCAAAUUAAAAUUAAUUACAUAUUCAAAAUACAGCCCCGUCCCCCGCCGGCCCACUGCCGAACUGCACCGGUAGGAAAGCUCACAAGCUUGUGCCGUGUUCGCGUUGCCCAGAGUUGUGUGUCCAAGUGUUCAUUUCCUGACCGAAACCGAUUGGCGUUGUUUUUGUAUGGUUGUAUUGCUUGCCACUGUUGAGUUUGUAGUGCCGUGACCGGAAAUCGAUUUCGGGCUGGUCAAUCUCUGAAAGCAUAAAUGCACCUUAGCACCACCACCCCUCCCGCUUCCCGAGUUGGUCAGUUUCGUUCCACUGUGCAGUGAAGUGAUUUGUGCAACGCGAAACGGGAACGCAGUGGAUGUGUGAUUUACCUGUGCGAAAGCAUUUGCGUUUGUGCAGGUGUGUGUCGUAUGAGUGUGUGCGUGUGAGUGUGUGGUUUGUACACAAAUGCGUAAACGCGUAACGCCAACCAGCACCUACUACGAUUGAGGGUCAGGUAGCGGCUUGCUGUACGAACAAACGGCCAACGAAAAAAAAAGAGAGCAAAUCAUCGGUUCGUCCGCAACACAAAAGGGCCAAACCACCGAAGGAAGGGCCCGUUCUGGCUGUCCCGUACAGUAACAACAACAGCCCAAAAUACAACCUAACAUACACCGGAAAGAAACAGAACGGCUUUAAGGACAUCAAUCCCAUUCCCCUUUCGAGUCUACUACCAGCCAACAAGCGCACACAAGCAAUGGAACCGAUGGAAGCCCGCGUUGCGAUGCUGCAGGACCUGAAGAUCCAAUCGUUUGACACGAUUCGCUUCGCUUCCUAUCGCACUGCCUGCAAGCUGCGCUACGUACAGAAAUCUACCAACCUGCAUCUGGUCGACAUCUGGAAUGUAAUUGAGGCGUUCCGCGAAAAUGGACUGAACACGCUCGAGCCCCAGAACGAGGUCAGCGUUAGCCGGCUCGAGACGCUCGUGUCGUCGCUGUACCACAACCUGAACAAACGGCUGCCGCCAACGCAGCAGGUGCACGUCGACUCGAAGGCUAGCCUGCUCCUGAACUGGCUGCUGGCGGCCUACUCCGGCGACAACUCCGGCAAGAUACGCGUCUUCUCGAUCAAGGUUGCGCUCGCGAUCAUGUGCGCCGGCAAGAUGGUCGACAAGCUACGAUAUAUCUUCUCGCAGAUUUCCGACGGUGCCGGCCAGCUAAUACACUGGAAGUUGGGCGAUUUCCUGCGCGAGGUGCUCGCCCUGCCGGCCGCCGUCUUCGAGUCGCCCACCUUCUUCUACAAGGAGGGCCUCGAGUCGGAGAUCUUCCCGGUGGAGAACAAAAUUACGGUGAACGACUUUAUGACCGGCUUCAUGACCGAGCCCGGGCCGGCCUGUCUCGUGUGGAUGCCGCUGCUGCACCGGCUCGCCACGGUCGAGUCCGUCGUCCAUCCGACCGUCUGCUCCGUGUGCAUGAGGGAAAACUUUACCGGCUUCCGGUACCGCUGCCAGCGCUGCCACGGGUAUCAGCUGUGCCAGGACUGCUUCUGGCAGGGGCGCGUCUCGCUGAACCACCAGAACGACCACGAGGUGAAGGAGUACUCGAGCUACAAAAGCCCCAGCAAGCAGAUUGGCCACUCGCUGCGCAAAAGCUUCCGGUGCGUGCCGGACAAACAGAUCCAACCGUUGCCCCGGUUCCCGGAGCAGCCCGAGAAAACGCUCAACCUGUCGCACAUCGUGCCGCCGUCGCCGCUACCCUCGCACAACGGCUUCCCGGACGGUGGCAUACCGGGGCUGUACGAUCGCAGCAGCACGCUGGACUCGCGGGCGACCGGCUUGUCGCUGGACAGCAACGGAACGUCCGGUACGCGCGGUGCCGUUAAUUCCAACGACGAGGAGCACAGACUGAUUGCGCGAUACGCAGCGCGACUAGCACAGGAAUCGCGAACGCCCGGUGGAUCCGCCCCCGACCCAGUACAGAUAGGGCUGGACAGUUCGCGGGCCCAGCGCGAACUGAUCAUGCAGCUCGAAUCGAAGAACAAGGAAAUUAUGCGCGAAAUUCAGAAGCUGCGGCGCCAGCAGGAAGCGGAACAGGUCGCCCCCGAAAGCCCCGCCCUGAUGAACGAGCUGCGCGCGCUGCGCCAGCGCAAGGGCGAGCUGGAGGGGCAUCUCGGUGCGCUGCAGGACUCGCGCCGGCAGCUGAUGGCCCAGCUCGAGGGGCUGAUGCGCAUGCUGAAGAACCAUCAAACGCAAAGCCCUCGCUCGACGCCCAACUCUAGUCCACGGUCGGGCAAAAGCCCACCGAUACCGCAGGGGCCACCAAUGCCAAACCAAGGCGGCCCCCGUCAGGGCCCGAUGAACCCCGGCGGUUCCGGGCUGCCCCCCAAUAUGCCCCCCGGUAUGCUGCCGCCCGGGGUAGGAAUGCACCCGCAAGAUGCGCCCAUGGGCCCCGGCGGCAUGGACAUGCGGGGAUACGCCCCGAACGGAAACAACAAUGGUAGUGGUGGUGGUGGUGGUAACAUCAUUAAUGGCGGCAGUGGUACGCUUGGCACGCGAUCGAACGCCGCCGGAGCGUGUCCGCCGGCCGGUGGCCGGUCGGAUCUGCACUACGCGGCCGAUUCCGUUUCCACCGCGAUGUCCUCGCUGGUGCGCGAGCUUAACUCAGACUUUGACGAGAUGCACAUGACAACGCAUGAGUGGAGCGAAAAGGAUAAUACUCAAUGGCAGGAACAGUUUGCUGCCUGGAGCCUUAACUCGCAAAACCAAUGAGCGGCCAAUGGACCGUGCAAUACAAGCAGCAAAUGAAGGGCGCUACAAGCAAUCGUUGGAGGAAGAUCAAACGAUCGCACGGCACGCCUAACGCGCGAGCGGAAGUUAAUUUUUAGUGUAUCACUAAGGAUAAAACACAAUUUCAGACAGCUCUAUUACCUUAUCGCAUCGCAACACACAUUGUCAUUAGCGUUACACAUUAGCGCGUACGGAUACUUAAGGCUUUGUUUUUGUUGUUUGUAUUUUACAUGUAUUGUACCUAUUUUUUAACGUGUUUCCCUUCACAAAUGGGGUGGUUUCACAGAAGCGUACAAGAACUUCUUCGAAUACAGAUAUGUUUGAAGCAAUAAUGCAAAAGCGCAACACAUGCAUUCCAGGCAUAAGGUAAGAUCAUGCAAAUGGAAAGGAACACAGUUUUAGUGAUACAAGACGAACAGGUCUUGUUAGGGUUAGUAUUGUUACGAAAGCGUUAUAUGGACUUGAAGCAAGCUCUAGAUGCAGCCACACAGCCUCUUGCCAGAACUAAGAAACAUCUUUGAUUUCAAUCACUCUAUUCAACGGUACCCAGUUAGCGGUAGUUUUAAAAAUGGUAAUUUAUCUGCUUUACCUCAAUUGUGGUCUUCCAAGCUACUUAUCUAACUAUAGUUUAAUUUUUAAUAUUUUAUAAUUUAAUAUAAGAUCACUAGGAAUGAUGUUUUAAAACAACAACCAAUCAAACUAUUAUUUUAUAAGUUACUGCGGGAAAGUUGCUUCGGUUUCCUUACAGACACUUAUUUUAAUAAAAUGAUUUUUGUUUUGUUAUUCUAAUACUUUACGGUAUGUGUUUUAUUCUUGUUUGAUUUACUUUUUUUCUCCCAAUCGCAAAUCACCUCUUAUCCAUCUAAUCAAAUACAUCAUACAGAAGUUUGUCAUCACGAGUAGCAAAUAUCAGCUCACCCUUAAUCACAGCACCGGGAUCCAUUGAAUCCAUUUCAAAAAGCUAGAUCGAACUGAGUGGUUAAUUCCUCCUUCAAAUGUAACGUAUCGUAGCACAAACAUAAAAAAAAACAUCAGCCUCAUUUAGCAACCUUCGCACUCGAAUCAGCAGCAUACUCUCGAAGCACAAUAUCGCUGCAAGUUACUUUUAAAGUUUUUAGACCCAAAAAUUAAAAAAGAAAAAGCGAAUAAUUAAAGCAAAUAAAUCAUCUUUGUAAAUAAAAAAAAACACUUCGAUUGCUGGUAAAAAAGGCCAGCUUAAAACAACAUUACGCACAUACACAUCAUCACAAAAUCAUAAGAAAUUCAAUGGAACAAGAAGACCAUUCCAACGAAGUUGUUAAUGGAACAUAAGUAGUAAAAAUCUCAUCACUAGUAAAUCAACAGCGAUCGGCUAAAACUAAUCACGAAACGGCGCAUUCCGUGGGUUUCAUCGCGGAGAAAUACCCCAUAGGAAAGCUAAUUAAUCGCCAUUGUUGGCAGCAAAAUUACUAGAUAUCCCUUUGUCCAAAGCGCUAGCAACAGGACCACGCAAAAGUGUCAUAAGUAUUUGCAAAGGCAAUCUUCAACACCGGAUCCUUAAAAUCCUCGACAUAAAGUCUUUGACUCGAACUCGAACCAAAUGGCCGCCGGAGGGUCCGGAAAACAUUUGGCGCGGAAAGAAUAGAAUAAAACGGAGUUCCAAUCAUACAUAAAUUCUACGAUAAUCUCUUAUAUUUAACGGAAAAGAAAUUUACCUACCACAAAAACUACCAAAUCCUAACGAAGGUCUCUAGCUAAGUAGCGAGUAAAGGGAAAUUAAUAUCAGUAGAUAGCAAACAACGAUUAACCCAAAUCCCGGACAGGGGGGACCGUACUUACACGACAUUUUCAAGCUAAUUUCCUUCCCUCUUUGCGCUAGGCAGCCACUAUUCAAGCGUUGGCGCUAGUUGUACAAAUACAAGACUUGUCGCGUACACGCUUGCCGUUUUGCUUGUUUAUUUGUUACUCCCGUUUUCUAGAACUUCCCCCAUUUUCACAUUUACUAUACCGCCAACGUAACGGAAAACCAGCGCAAUGAAUUGAAUUAAUACAAUGAAGAAAAACAGGAUGAUAAUAUAAAAUUGUUAGAAAAAACCUUCUAUCAGCUGCCCGGAAACAGUCGGACAGUUUCAUAAUCGAAUCGUUUUUUUUUUAAUCGUGUCGAGUGUGACUUUGCAAACACAUACAAGCUCUCCCGGUCAUGUAGAUAGACAAACGUUUUAACAGUUUCCGAACGCGCAAAUUAUAGUCAAAUAUACAGAGAGCGGUUUUUUCGACGAACGAUCGGAUCGUUCACUAUAGGCCACACCUAUAGGUACCAGAUAAAGCAUACAUUAGCUCAGUUUAGUCGUAAAGAACCCGCCAGCGCGAGUGGUUUCCAGUCGAGUGAGAGGAAAAUCGAUGGAAGGCCAUCAAACCCAAACAUCAGCAACAAAACUGUACCGUACUUAAUCGCAGUUAUUGGAUGAUUCAAUAUUAGAGUUAUUUAAAGCAAAGGAUUACUAAUCGAUUCAUUGCCCUGAAAUGGGGCCCGGAAAUACAGUAGGAUUCCCUAAACGUACAAGGGACAGUUUUGGAUAAUUGGCUGAAAAUUUAAAACAGGGCAAACGUUUGCAUAGAAAGCACAGCAAGCUGCGGAUGAAAACCAAUGGAAAGAAAGAAGUGAAACAGUAAUCCCGCUCUGUUGGGGAAGGGGAUGUUUUGCGUUUCACUGUUAUGAAAGUAAAAAUAAAGACUAAAGGACUAUGAUAUUACUUACCACAAAA
Anopheles arabiensis is the source of this 5947-nucleotide messenger RNA. Its product is annotated as dystrobrevin beta. The transcript is spliced from 10 exons. Gene Ontology annotation, molecular function: zinc ion binding. Lineage: Eukaryota; Metazoa; Arthropoda; Insecta; Diptera; Culicidae. Gene Ontology annotation, biological process: synaptic signaling. Bases 1176 to 3185 code for a protein of 669 amino acids. The record is from RefSeq and is a predicted model, not a curated record. Gene Ontology annotation, cellular component: plasma membrane; synapse.